Molecule: messenger RNA, 1573 nt
Organism: Strongylocentrotus purpuratus (purple sea urchin)
Lineage: Eukaryota; Metazoa; Echinodermata; Echinoidea; Camarodonta; Strongylocentrotidae
Gene: dus4l
Product: tRNA-dihydrouridine(20a/20b) synthase [NAD(P)+]-like
Exons: 9
Coding region: 318-1373 (351 amino acids)
Biological process (GO): tRNA processing
Molecular function (GO): tRNA dihydrouridine synthase activity; flavin adenine dinucleotide binding
Source: RefSeq, a predicted model, not a curated record
CGUCGCGCGACUCGACGAUCGACUUGUCUUCCCAGAGAACAUGCCGCCUGCCAGAAUGGCAAAAUCAGACAUAUGCUUUUACGUUCGUGCUAUUUUCAAGUGCAAUAUCUUAUGAAAUGGACAAAGUAACGGUAAAAUAAAAUCUAAGCGACAGGAUCAAAGUCAUUUCCAUGAUUUUUGUUCUAACAUCGAAGUUAAAUUUUGGAAGAUCAGUCCCAUACACUUAGAUCUGUGUAUUGCAAUUUUACAAGAGUCAACACUGCACUGCUGCAGCUGCACUGCCCGCGAUUGCGAGGAACGAUCCUCCCAACUUCAUUAUGGAAAAGGCGACACAUGUUUCCCCACUGCAGCUCUUCCAGUCCAAGGAACCUGUGAAGAUGUGUGCUCCCAUGGUUAGGUAUUCUAAGCUGGCAUUCAGGACCCUCGUUCGAAGUUACGAUUGUGAUCUGACGUUCACACCAAUGAUUGUCUGUGACUCAUUUCUCAAAUCUGCGAAAGCAAGAGACAGUGAAUUCACUUCAAAUGAAGGAGACAGACCCUUGAUUGUACAAUUUGCUGCAAGUAAUGCCAAGGACCUUGCUGAUGCUGCUGAAUUAGUUGCACGAUACACUGAUGGUGUGGAUCUUAAUUGUGGAUGCCCUCAGCGAUGGGCCGUGGCAGAAGGAUAUGGUGCCUGUCUCAUCAAGCAUCCAGACCUGAUCAAAGACAUGGUCCAACAGACAUGGAACAGGGUAGACCGUUCAGACUUUACAACAUCCAUCAAGAUAAGGCUCCAUAAAGAUAUCAGGGAGACUGUAGAGCUUUGCAGAAGAGCAGAGCAUGCGGGCGUGUCCUGGAUAACAGUCCACGGUCGCACCAAAGAGCAGCGUGGAGAACCAGCCGACCAUGAUGCCAUCCGCAUCAUCAAGGAGGGGGUAGGUGUUCCGGUGGUUGCUAACGGAGACGUCAAAUUGAUGGAGGAUGUUAGGAGAAUUGUGGAGCAAACUGGUGUGGAUGGUGUUAUGUCAGCCAGAGGCAUAUUGCGUAACCCAGCUAUGUAUGCAGGAUAUGAUGAUACACCUUUUCAAUGCAUUCAGGAUUGGGUGGACAUAGGUCUAAGUCUAGGAACCAACUUGACCUAUUUCCAUCAUCAUCUUAUGCAAAUGUUGGAUCAGUACUUGCCUGGAUCCGAGAAGGUGAACUUCAACUCCCUAACCAGCACAACAGCCGUACUGGAUUACCUAGAAACUAACUUUGGCAUUGGUUGGAACCCAAACAAAAACUUUUACACCAGGAAUAAAGAGGACCUUGGAUGUCAUUCUCAUGGCCAGAGCAGAAUUUUAGGGAAAGAUCAUUUUGAAAAGUUCAUUGAUGAAUGUACAGAGGAUAGUUGACCCUUUGGGUAUAUUUUAUAGACCACACACUUCAAAUAAAAGUUGUGAGAGAUUGGCAUGUUCUGUAAUAGCCUUGUGUCGCUAAGUGAAGAAAACACAUAGUAGUGAACAAUGCAGCUGGUCAGUAUUACACCUUGUUCACCAUUAUUUUUAAUAAAACAUAUAUAUUUUCCAUCCCAUAAUAAAGUCUGUGAAGGAAA